AUGGUGUCCAAUGUCUACCGUCCGUUUUGCGGGGUGAUUCUGCUGCCCGACCCCUAUUGGGAUGGUCCGGAUACUCCACAGUGCAGCGCCCGCCCUUGGUACGCACAGGUUCGGGGUAUCUACUCGACCAAUCCUGCCGUUGAUCAUAUCAAAACUACUGGGGUAGGGGUAGUGCGCGGUCGGAAAACCCUCCAUGCACCACUGGACAGCAAUCGAGUCUACGGCGAUGUAGCGUUUGACGCCCUAGAUGAAUGGAGGCUUUGCGAACAAUCGGAUAGCCAAUGGUGUUUUGGAUUUCACGAGUCGUGCUGGAAAUUGCUCAUUUUGAGGCUCAACCAUGGGCGAGUCGGAUCGCUAUCACAAAAUGACGCCGCAAUUGCCGAAAUGGUAUUCUACCAACUCUACUGCACUCCGUGCCUCGAAGCCUCCAUCUUCCACUUCGGCCAUGACUAUGCGGGCGCUGCGCAAACACAUAAAGUGUUCGGGCGGAUACAGCCGGUGGAUCUGAACUCCCAUCUUUAUGCUGACCCCUGUGCCAUCUCGGUUAUAAAUUAUCCGACUGAUUUCAGUUCUGCUUCUGAAGAAUUGGGGAGCAGUCCCGGGCGAAACUUGUCGCAUGGUAACUCAAGAGUAGGAAGCCUUGCAAAGGCGGGGGAGAGGAGGUACCAUGCUUUUAGCAACCUCUCAAUUGAGCUGCUGCUUGAGAUCUUUUCCUAUAUACCCUUUGAACAGCAUCUCACUUUGAGACUCGUAUGCCACGAUCUAGCGGUACUCGCAGAUAUGUCUAUGCUCUCACGGUCGUAUUGGCGGAGUAGGUUCCUUCUCGGCCAGGAGGUUGACUUUGUUUUCCCUUGUCUUUCAAAAUCACAAAAUUGGUUCAGACUUUUCUUCGCCACGAGGGCAUCUUUAAAAGCUGCCACGCUACCACUGGUCAAUCGAAAGAGAAUCCGGGACCUACUGGAGCCUAUCGCGUCUCUUGUGGACCUAGACUUCUUUUUUCGACGCGGCCCCGGCGGACUGGCCUAUUGUCCAUCGCUAAUGCGAGGGAACAACUUCACCCUGGUUGAUAUAGAAAGGUUCCAAGAGGGCCCACGGCUAGCGAAGGUUGUGGACUACUUCUCAGGUCAGCUGGCAUACAUUGAUGAAAAUUGCCCCCUGCAAGAGGGAUGUCGUGUGCUCUAUCGAAAGGCACAGCCCUUCAUGGUCCCGCAGGAAGAGCAUAGAAGGCGAAUUGGUAUAUCAACUGUCAAGAUCGGGGCACGCCGGUUUAUCUCUGGUAUCAAUAUAUUGCCGUCGGACGAAGGCAACUGCGUUGGUCGAUUGAUUGGUUAUCGCAAUACCGCUGCCGAAACGUGUAUAGACGUGCCCACAAACCACUUCAUCAAGCUUUUUCGCGUGGCAUUUUGCUUGGAAGGCUUAGUGGGAAUCCAGUUACAAUACGAUAACUCUGCUUCAUCACGCUGGAUUGGUGAUAGCAACGGCCCAGGCAUUGCUCAAGGAACACUGCAGAUUCCGACAAGAGCAGAUCAGUACCACUUGCUUGCGGACAUAGACCGGUUCAAGAUUGUUUCACUUGGCCUUGCUGAAUGGAUUGACGACCAUCAAAGCUCUUCGCAUCGGACUCGUUCGGACGUAAAGGAGCCGUUCCACACGCCUUCCCAACUGUGGGUUCCCCAUGCCCCCAUGCAUGAAGGCUUGCUUGUCAGCCCCCUUCUACCGUCUGAGACACCCCGUGCCUUUGAACCGCUGUCAAAUAUUGACUUCGGUGGCCCAGGAGGUAGACGUCUCAUGUCGUUAAUCCGACUAGACUUUCACAUGACAUCCUACCCGCACCCUCUUAUCGGCAUUGGUUAUCACUACGCCGACGGAAAGUCGGUGUUCUUUGGUUCUACGGGUGGUUGUGCCAUUUCGAUUCCCAUCAAUGGCCCAAGUGAUAAUCGUGAUUUCUAUCAAUCUGAAGGCCUUGGUGGGCUACAGGUGUCAACUAACUAUGAGCGGUCUAUCAUACUGGCUCCCCUUCGCUAUAGGCUCGAAGCAUCUGUUACACCAAUACCAAGCUUGCCGCCUGGCCAUUUCAUCACAGGGCUUGUUGCCCAUCAGAAGACAUACGGAACCCAUUUUAUCCGAGUCGGUAUCCAGUCACAAUUCUGUGACGAACCAUCCACAAUUCCACACAUCGUAGACCGAGAAUGUCAUCUGGUGCCGGAUCAUAAAAUUCGUUACGAUGAGAAAUUCUCUCAUUUCAUUAACGGCAGCAAUUCAGGUAACUAUCAAAAUUAUGCAUCACUAAAGGGAAUCCGGAAGAUUCAGGCAUCCGCUGGCAUAUCGGGUUGGUCUCGCCCCCAAAGUGGCAUCUCCGGCCUGAAGCUUGAGUAUUACAACCAUCCCAGUCCAGCCAUUGUUGGACAGUGGAUGAACGAAGUUGAAGAUGGAUUUGAUAUAUCACCCGACGAAGAAAUCCAAUCAGUCACCGUGUGGAUCGCUCCUCUGGGCUAUUCUUCCGAGUCUCCGGGGUUGGCAGUGGGUCAAGUCGCAGCCAUACGCUUCGAAACAACAUGUGCGCGCAGUGUGACUUUCCGUUCCCCGUACUCUCAUACCUUUCCCACUGGAAUGAUACGAAAUGAAUAUCAACGUUGCUUCGAUGAGGAAUUAACAGCCAUCUCAUGGAUCUUCAACGAGGCUUCGGACCGCGUCCGAGCAGUGAAUUCUCCCCACAGAAACUGGAGGCCUCGACUACUUGUCCCAGAAGUCUCUCCUCCUUUUGACCUGGUGCGGAAGCUCUACUUCGAGACGUGGAAUGACAAUACCUGCCCCGAAAAGGUAGUCACCAUCGAAGCCUACUUUCGAGGCCGCGCAAUCAUUGGACUGCUCUUCGUCUAUAGAUCAGGUGUCAUGGCAAGCACGGGCGAUUUAGACACCGACUCUCGCCAGGCCGUUCAUAUUGCGCGGGAUGAUAAUAUAGUCGGCAUGUCAGCUACAGUCGCAGGAUCGGAGCUGGUUGAGAUUGACUUCGAGGUCGAGCACAACGCAUCGCCCAAAAGCCAGAGGCUUAGUCUCGCCCUCGAACCACCGUAUACCCCGGAAACAGCUGUGGAUUAUGAAUGGCGAGAUGUAUGGUGUAAGGAUAGGGCAGCUGCAGAGUGCACUACCCUGCAGCGCGGGAGCGACAAGGUAUAUGCGGCCCCGAGCAACUCGAGACUUAUGGGAAUCUACAUUGGGUGUCAAAGAUUCAGCAACGUGGGAGCAAUAUACGAGCCAGAUAUUUCUCAUUGA
Molecule: messenger RNA, 3273 nt
Organism: Aspergillus neoniger CBS 115656
Lineage: Eukaryota; Fungi; Ascomycota; Eurotiomycetes; Eurotiales; Aspergillaceae
Exons: 4
Coding region: 1-3273 (1090 amino acids)
Molecular function (GO): protein binding
Source: RefSeq, a predicted model, not a curated record